AUGGAAGAAUUGAAUCAAGAUAUGUGGUGGGAGAGAGAAAAUUCAAGCCAAUAUCAAUGUUAUAAUGAUCUCUACUAUGAGUCAUAUAAUGAUGAUACAUGUGAUGAUCCAUAUCAUGAUGAUUGUUGGUGGACUGACGAUUCAACUCAAAGCCACAACCAUGAAUCACCUUGUUUUAUGGAGGACCAUGAAUCAGAUGAAUCUUCAUUUAGCAAAAAGUUGGAUCAAAUGCUGGACAUAUUGAGUGAAACCUUCAACAAAGAAGAAGACAACUCCAAGUCAAUUUCAGUUAUUGAAAAACAAUUAGAACAUAUAACUAAGAACCUAAAUCAACAACCUUCAGACAAUCUUUCAAACACUACGCUGGUGAAUGAGGUAACUUUUCCAUGUAGUGAUAAAUUAUUUGAUAACAAAGUGCAUAAACUUACACCACCCGAACUAGAGCAUGUGGUGGAGGAUUAUGUAUCUUUAAAUGAUCACGAGACUGAGAGUAUUUCUGAAAUCAAAGAAGUUGAAAUUGAAUUGGAUAAGUAUAAUGAAGAUUUUCAUGAGUUGGAAGAGUCCAAAGUUGGGGAGGGGUUUGUGGAGGCUAAUAGCACCCCCUACCCAGUAAUUUUGAAAAAACCUGAAACACAACUUUUUGUUCUAACGGAUUCUAAAAUAAAUUCCAAAUACAAACAAAUAAAUUUAAUCAUUUACCGUCCCUUAUUGGCAACCAUCUAUGCUCAGAUUGGUUGUCAGGAAGGUGCAAUUGAUAUAUUAUUUGGAAACCAUAAGGUGAGAUGUCUUGUGUUUGGACCUACUAAUGAUUUUCCAAUCAGUGGUGAUUACUAUGUAAUCAAUACUAUUCAUGAUUAUGUCUAUGAGCAUACCGUAAUUAUGCUCUCCGACACCACCCUCGAUUUGGAGAAAAUUUUCUCAGGUAACAGGUCAAAAUCAUUGGCUAAUAGUGGGAUUCAACACAUGGAAAGAAAGUUGUGGAACAAAAAACAUGAUGCAACACAUGCCCACAAAUCAAAAAUGAAAGUGUUACAUAAUAUCAAGCAUCGAUUAAAGAAGUUUACUAGAUGGAAAGAUGCAUGGCUCUUCAAAACAAGGUUUAAGCAUCAUUGUGGAAGGAUUAAACGCAAAAAAGUUGAUUUUCACAAGGCCAAAAAGGUUUUCUACAUGAUCAGGUUCCUCAAAGUUGUGUUUCAGGGGAUGGUAUUAGCCUGCACAAACCCCUCCCCAACUUUGGACUCUUCCAACUACAAACAAACAAAUUUAAUCAUUGACCGUCCCUUAUUGGCAACCAUCUAUGCUCAGAUUGGUUGUCAGGAAGGUGCAAUUGAUAUGUUAUUUGGAAACCAUAAGGUGAGAUGUCUUGUGUUUGGACCUACUAAUGAUUCUCCAAUCAGUGGUGAUUACCGUGUAAUCAAUACUAUUCAUGAUUAUGUCUAUGAGCAUACCGUAACUAUGCUCUCCGACACCACCCUCGAUUUGGAGAAAAUUUUCUCAUGUAACAGGUCAAAAUCAUUGGAUAAUAGUGGGAUUCAACACAUGGAAAGAAAGUUGUGGAACAAAAAACAUGAUGCAACACAUGCCCACAAAUCAAAAAUGAAAGUGUUACAUGAUAUCAAGCAUCGAUUAUAG
Lactuca saligna is the source of this 1632-nucleotide messenger RNA. NCBI's taxonomy places the organism in Eukaryota, Viridiplantae, Streptophyta, Magnoliopsida, Asterales, Asteraceae. The record is from the annotation of a GenBank genome assembly.